This is a messenger RNA of Acanthochromis polyacanthus (spiny chromis), 1798 nucleotides long. RefSeq lists its product as uncharacterized. The coding region runs from base 168 to 848 and encodes 226 amino acids. The record is from RefSeq and is a predicted model, not a curated record. The transcript has 3 exons. Lineage: Eukaryota; Metazoa; Chordata; Actinopteri; Pomacentridae. Gene Ontology annotation, biological process: positive regulation of double-strand break repair via nonhomologous end joining; negative regulation of double-strand break repair via homologous recombination; positive regulation of isotype switching.
CAGCCUUCACCUCAAUUAUCGCGAGAGUUUGCGGGAAGCGCCUGUCAUCCUUCAUGUUAUUUCGUUAGCUCCUCUGCUAAUGCUGUCUUCAGUUUCACGGAGGAGCGUUUAGUCGAGCUGAAGACAGUGCUACAUCAUGAGGAUUUCGUCCUCUGGUCUCCGUCUGGAUGGAGGAUGUGGUUCUUCACUAUCGGUCCGGAUCAGCAGAAGGACUCGGAUCUCUGUUGGAGACCUCAGAGAAGCUCCUGGAGCCGUUCCCCUGCAGGCCUCCUCCAGUCUUCACCUGCUGGUUCCCUGCUGCUGCCGACCGCCAUCGACCCAUCAGACCAGUAAAACCAGCUCCUGUCAUCACCUUCUCAGACGUCUCGCUCUCCAAACCUCCGCUGGAAAACCAAUCAGAGAGCAGAACAGCUGGCAUUGUUGCUGCAGAGACUCAGAAACCCAAAGGUGGCAUCUCAGAGGAGCAGACGUCUCCAGUCAGGCGGUCCUGGAGCGUCUUCAGACAGACAGAAGUUCUGCUGCAGAGCUCUGAGUCCAUGUCCAGACGUUUCCUCCACAUGGUGUCGGUGAACAAGCUGCACCUCCGGCAGAGAGCCAAGUGGGUCAUCAGGGAGCAGAACUUUGAGACCAGAGACAUCGAGCAGGUCUGGAGGACUCUGAUCCGGUCCGUCAGGAGCUCCAGUCUGCCAUCGUUUAACGCCAACAUCCAGCGGCAGCGAGCAGAGAUCUGGGUGUUCUGUGACGUUCUGAACGGAGAACAGGUGGGACGACACCUGAAGGAGCAGCUGCAGCUGAAGGGGAGGAUCAGUCUGUCGGUCCGUCGCCUAGGAAACGUCUUCAGCCUGUAAGAAGGAUAGAGGAAGGAUGGAGAUCUGUCAGCUGGUAAAGCUUCAUUCUGUCUCUGAGGGAGUCCUGGUGGUUCUCAGGAGCUUUGAUCUUAACCAGAGACUGAACUAUGACGACGGUUUAACAGUCACUUUAUUUAUGAGUCGACAGAAAAUAAGCCCUCAGUCAGAGUUACCAGGAAUGAAGGAGGUUUUGCCAUGGAGAUCUAGCUCCUCAGCAUCAGUUACCAUGGAGAUCUAACUCUGUAGCAUUAGUUAUCAUGGAGAUCUAACUCUACAUCAGUUACCAUGGAGAUCUAGCAGGUUCAACGUGAACCACCUUCCUGACUGUAAACUCUGACUUCAGCCUCUUCAUUCCUCUUUAACUCUCUCAUCUGGCUUCAUAGUAGCAGGAGUGGUUUUAUUUUAAUUUCUUUUUCUUUUUAAUUUAAACCGCCCUCUGCAGGAGUCGUUCAAUCAUCUAGAGACCCUCAGAUCUGACGGCUGCAGCAGAUAAAUGUCUGGAGACUCUGAACCUUAAAUAUGUCGUCACAGCUCAGACAUUUUAGAGAAAUUGACAGCGGAGGAAUUCAGAGUGAAUAAAAACUCUCCAGACUGAGACGAAAUGAAUUCACAGAACUCAGAUUUAAGCCUCAGUGAACACAUUUAAACAGACUGAAGAGGAAGCAGGAAUAUUAUUAUUUAUAUUAUUUUGUUUCUUUAUGACACCUGAUCACUACCAGGACUCGCCUGUAAACACACUGGAUGUGGGAAAUGAUCGGCAUUUUGUAAAAUCAUGUCAGUGUUUUGUACAAGAAUAUAUUUUAAAUACACUCUGUUCUGUUUACAUUUUAAUAUGAAUCCGUAUUUAAUGAAUCUGCUGAAUGUUUUUACUGCCGUCUGUUUAUGAAUUUGAAAUGGGAUGAUUGUUUUUCACGCCUGUGCUUUGAAUAAAUGUUUGUUUUUCAUUAUAA